UUAAACACAAAGCAUUAGACGCUCGCCCUGUCUGCACUCUCUGGCCUGUUCAGAUCCUUCAGCGGAGAUCCACAACUGUUCACCAUGUCUAUGUCCCUAUCACUGUCCUCUUCCAGGCUGUCUGGUGGAUAUGGAGGUCUCGGCCUGGCUCGAGCUGGUGGAGGUGGAGGGGCAAGACUGGGUCUGGGGCUAGGGGGUGGAGCUGGCUUAGGCGGAGGGCUCGGCCUGGGAGGGGGACUGGGCUUUGGUUCUGGUGGAGGUUACGGUUACGCUUUUGGUCUCGGUGGAGGUGCGGGAGCCGGUGCUGGACUGGCACUGGGAGGUGGUGGAGCGUUGGUUGCCAGUCCAGCCUUCGCUAUGGGUCGCGCCACUGCUGCAGGUGGGCUCGGCGCGAGCUCUGCUCUCAUGGCCGGUUCGGCAUCAGGCUCUGCUUAUGCCCCGAUACUGUCCAGAGCUGCGGAGAAGCAGACGCUCUCUGGGCUUAAUGACCGCUUUUCUGCAUACAUGGGGAAAGUGCGGGCACUGCAGCAAGAGAAUUCGGCUCUGGAGGCCAAGCUGUCCCAGUUGACCGGUGGGACAGAUGUGUCCCAGGAGUCAUCCGUCACCACCACCAUAGAGUUUGAGGCCCAGCUGAGCGAAUAUCGCAGCACGUUGGAAACGCUCACCAUCGACACCGUCAAGCUGGAGAUCGAGCUAGACAAUGUCCGCGGUACAGCCCAUGAACUGAAGGCUAAGCUUGACUUUGAACAAGGAGUGAAGUUCCAGCUCGAGUCAGACAUUGCAGCCAUGAGAAAGGACAUUGAAAUGGUAUCUGAUUUAAGAAUCGAUUUGGAUGCCAAAUUCUCCAGCCUAAAAAAUGAACUGGACUUUGUCACCAAGACACAGGAGGAGGAACUAUCUUCAUUGCAAUCUAAACUGGGCACUACAACAAUGGACACUUCAGUUUCAAUGAUCGAAGUCGACACCGGAAAGUCAUUCGACAUCUCAUCGGCACUCAACAAAAUGCGAGUGGAAUAUGAGAAAUCUGUUCAGCAACACAGAGAAGAGGCUGAGGCAUACUACAAACUCAAGAUGGAAGAGAUGCAAACAGCCAACGUCAAAAACACAGAGGCUGUGUCGUCGACCAAAGCUUACAUCACAACAGCCAGAAAGGAACUGCAGACGCUGAACUUAGAGCUGCAGGGUUUUGUCGCAGCUAACAUGACUCUAGAGCAGAGUCUAGCAGAAGCCCAGGCCCAGUCCAGUGUGGGUGUGGCAGAGUACCAGGCGCAGAUCGUCAGCCUCACAUCAGCCAUAGAGGUGGCUAAAGCAGAUCUCCACAAACAGAUCCUAGCCUACCAAGAGCUGCUGGACAUCAAACUCGUUCUGGAUGUGGAAAUCUCCACCUACAGAAAACUGAUGGAGGGAGAUGACUUCAAAGUGCCAGAGUUUACAGAGUCCUCAUACACUUUUUCAGGAAGGGGUCCACCCCAUACCAGCACCCCCCAGGGCACCCCUAACCCAACCCCAAAGGACAUACAAACUAGAAACGUCCUGACAGCUGGUCAAAUUAAGGUCAAAGAAAUCCUAACAGAGACAUCAGUCAUCUCUGACGCUGACGAUACUGAAUCCUCUUGAAUGCUGGGAGGCGUGCGGUCAAUGCAGACUUCAUGAAUGUUGACCCCCCUGAAGACCUCCAGUCCAAAUAGAUAGGCCUCCAUUCAAUAAAGCUGCAUUUCUGCUUUCAAA
Messenger RNA from Triplophysa rosa, 1728 nucleotides. RefSeq lists its product as uncharacterized. The record is from RefSeq and is a predicted model, not a curated record. NCBI's taxonomy places the organism in Eukaryota, Metazoa, Chordata, Actinopteri, Cypriniformes, Nemacheilidae. Gene Ontology annotation, cellular component: type III intermediate filament; plasma membrane; axon.